This is a messenger RNA of Sturnus vulgaris (Common starling), 2447 nucleotides long. The record is from RefSeq and is a predicted model, not a curated record. NCBI's taxonomy places the organism in Eukaryota, Metazoa, Chordata, Aves, Passeriformes, Sturnidae.
CAGGCGGGAUCCCGUUACCCGCUGCUGAAGGUCUGCAGGGACCCCCCAGGGCCCUGUCGGGAGACGCGUGUGCCCGGGGAAACGUCCUUUAGGAAAAGACUCUGCUUCCCGGCAGAGCUCUCAGGUAGAGCAGCAAGGAGGAAGUAAGAGUUGAUCUCCGGGCUGUCCUACUACUGAUAUGUUUGACUGAAAUGUAGGAGACCAAGCCUCUCUGCAAACCAUUUUCCGGGGAUCUUUUAGCAAAUCUUCUCCCUUCCUGUAAAAUUGCGCAGAUUUGACAACUGAAACUGGGGGAAUUGAAAGUCUGGUAACUAAUCCGUAAUUUUCAAUUGUUUUUACAGAUGAAUGAUCUUGUGCAGUUUCUCCAGAACUGUUUCCACUGAUAGAAUGUCAUCAGAUCCCUUACUUUGAGUUGGCGUUUCAAAUCUAUUAAUGAGAUAUUAGCAAAAAUGAAUAAUAAAAUAAAUUAUUUGUUAAAUACUGUUAGAUGUGUACAUAGGUACAGUUCUGUGCUCACUCCCAAAUCUUCAGCCACAAUAAGAAAACACAUUUUAUGGAUUGGCAGAUACAGGGAUCCCUUAGAAAAUGUGAACUUAAGGAAAUUACUUUUAAAUACUUUGCCUUCUCUACGUGGAUCAUCUCUUCGAUAUCUAUCUCAAAAGACAGAUGUUUAUAGCACAGGUGCAGAGGCUUUGGUGAGUGAGAAGACUUCCCAGAGCUCCUUGGAAGUUGAAAAGUUGGAUGAUUCUGGGAGCUUCAAGCCGAAGCACGCAGUAGAUCAUAGUGACCCGUUCUUUAUCAGUCUCCGGAAAUGCACCUGUCCUUGCGAUGCUCUGGACUUGGCUUCAGAGGCGGCUGUUUCCAUUAAGCACUACACAAACUCUUUAACCAUGGCCUGGAGGCUCUUCAAAAACCUGUCGGAAGAGCAGCAGCGCUACGAGAAGCAGCUGAUUUUUGAGCACCCGGCGUUCGUGAGGCUGUGCCAGCAGCUGCUGCGCGACGCGCGCAGGAUGACGCGCGGGGACCUGGUGUUCAGCCUGCACGCCCUGGUGAACCUCGGCGUGCCGCAGAACACGCUCCUCGUCCAGACCUUGGUGAGAGUGUGCCAAGAGAAGCUCAAUCAACUUGAUAACCGAUGUAUCUCAGUUUUGGCAACUACUUUACCAGGGAUGGAUAAAGACAAGAAUGUGAGCGCUCUUCAAGCUGGAUUACAGUUACUAGUGGAGCAGCGCAUUUCAAGUAUCAGAGACAUCUUUAUUCUGCAAAACCUGAUGAGGUGCCUGGGAAAAGAUGCUCCAGUUUUUCUGAAAAAGAAAUUAGAGAUGGCAGUUGUGAGAGAAAUAGAUGGUUUGACUUUUCCGAAUGCUCUGCGUAUGUUUUUGGCUCUUUCUGCAAUGAAUUAUUGUUCCCUUCCAAUCCUGAAUCCCUGCAGUAAAAAGAUCCAGGAAAACGUCCAUGAUAUUCCAUUUCGGCAGUUAAUUCUCGUUCUGGAAGCUUGUUACACUCUCCAGUACCGUAAUGUAAAACUGUUUUCAGCAUUAGCAGACUAUGUUAAUUCUACUGCCUACCUUUGGGACAAAAGACAGAUUAUCCUUUUUCUCUCUGCCUGCGAGACACUUGCAUUUCAGCCUACUGAGUUGCUGGAUAAUUUUGCUGAGAAGGUGACAGAAGACCCUGAUUUCCUUAACUUGAAAAACCUUUUGAUUGUUCUUCGAGUGUAUUCACGACUCAACCAUGUUCCCCGAGUCCAAAAGCAUCUGUUUUUUGAGACUCUUCAUAGCUGCUUGAAUAAGUGCCUGCCUCAGAUUUCCAACACAGAACUGCUGAAGGCAGUGUAUUCUCUUGGCAUCUUAGGAUAUCUUCCCCACCGUGCACUUGAUGAGCUGCUGCAAAAGGACAGCAAGGAUGAACUUACACUGUCAGAUGAUCUUAAAGAACAAAAAACAGUGAUGCUUCACUCAGUGAAAACAUGUAUGGAACUUGACAGCCCUUCUUUCACAAAGCCUGCAUUUGUGCUGACUGAGAAUUUGUCCUCAUUAGUAUCUCUUAAUCUCAGAAAGGCUCAGGAGGCACUGAUAGAACUUCUGGGAGAUGAGAACAUGUUUCGGCAAAACGUUCAGCUGCCGUACAGAUAUCAUAUUGAUUUUGAAAUCAGAAUGGAUUCAGACAGGAAGAAAGUGCUCCCCAUAACUGCAACAGAUGAUCAUCCUGAUUCACGUGUUCAGAGGUUGGCUUUUCUGUUUGCUCCUGUGUCUGCCUUCUGUCUAGGUACAGCACACCCCCAGGGGAAGCUGGCAAUGAAGAAGCGGCAUCUAAAUAAACUGGGCUAUCACGUGAUUCUGAUCCAGAACAAGAAGUUUCAGGAAAUGAAAAAUGAAGAUGCAGUUGAGUUUUUGAAAAGAAAAAUUUAUUCAAAUGCUUUCUCUUUUCCUGAAGCAACUGUGUAG